Trichoderma gamsii is the source of this 333-nucleotide messenger RNA. RefSeq names its product 60S acidic ribosomal protein P2. The transcript is spliced from 2 exons. Bases 1 to 333 code for a protein of 110 amino acids. Gene Ontology annotation, cellular component: cytosolic large ribosomal subunit; ribosome. Gene Ontology annotation, molecular function: structural constituent of ribosome. Lineage: Eukaryota; Fungi; Ascomycota; Sordariomycetes; Hypocreales; Hypocreaceae. Gene Ontology annotation, biological process: cytoplasmic translational elongation. The record is from RefSeq and is a predicted model, not a curated record.
AUGAAGCACCUCGCAGCUUACCUCCUGCUCACCCUCGGCGGCAACGCCUCCCCCUCUGCUGAGGAUGUUAAGGCUGUCCUCAGCUCCGUCGGCAUUGAGGCCGAGGAUGAGCGUCUUGAGAAGCUCAUCUCUGAGCUCUCUGGCAAGGACGUCAACGAGCUGAUCGCCGCUGGCUCUGAGAAGCUCGCUUCCGUUCCCUCUGGCGGUGCCGGCGGUGCUGCCCCUGCUGGCGGGGCUGCUGCCGGGGGGGCUGCCGCCGCUGAGGCCGUUGAGGAGAAGGAGGAGGAGAAGGAGGAGUCCGAUGAGGAUAUGGGAUUCGGUCUUUUCGACUAA